This is a messenger RNA of Sclerotinia borealis F-4128, 636 nucleotides long. The record is from the annotation of a GenBank genome assembly. NCBI's taxonomy places the organism in Eukaryota, Fungi, Ascomycota, Leotiomycetes, Helotiales, Sclerotiniaceae.
AUGAAGUCUCUUCUCACAACUCUGGUUUCCCUCCUCUCUUUGACGACGGCCCUUCCCCUAAUCUCAUCAGACUCUUCGGCUUCACAACCCAUCCCAGCCUAUUCAUUCUUAUCUAGUGGUAGUAAUUCUAAAGUCGCUGGGCGUUUAUUCAACAUUGAUGGUAAGGUUGAGUAUUUUGCAGGUACAAAUGCUUGGUGGCUUGCACAUCUCUCCUCCAAUAGCGAUGUCGAUACCCCCCUCUCGCAAAUGGCUGCCACGGGCUUCAAAAUCGUACGCGUAUGGGGCUUCGGCGAUGCAAAUACCCCUCCACCUUCAACCAACACCGAUCCGAACCUUGUCUACUUUCAAAUCCUCGAUUCUACAGGAGCAUAUACAAAUUUUGGGGCAGAUGGUCUUCAGAGACUAGAUUACGUGGUACAUGCCGCUUCUAAAUAUGGCUUGAAGCUGGUGCUGAACUUCGUAAACAACUGGGUUGACUAUGGUGGAAUGCAGCCUAUACCAACGCUUUCAAUUGUUCCGCAACAUCUUUUUACACCGACGCCACCUGCCAAAAAUUUUACAAGAACUAUAUCAAAACCAACGUCACCCGCUAUCGUUCCAGCACCCGCUAUCUUCGCCUGGGAACUCGGCAAUUAA